AUGCCCGCCAAGGAUGCGCUCGCGCACAUCUCGAAGCUACUGGUGCUGUCGUAUAUUGUUGAUUGGGUAUUCAUCGUUGGAGUCGCCCUGAUCGGCUACGGAUUCUAUAAGCUGGAUCCCAACCAGCACCCUUUCUCCCUCACGGACCCGACCAUCUCCUUCCCCUACACCGAGCAUGAGACUGUCACCAACGAGACCCUUGUCCUUGUCGGCUUGUUUGCGCCAGCCAUCAUUAUCCUAAUCGGGACUUUGUUGCUCAUCUCGGGUACCGCUACGGUCGCGGGCACAAAGUCGUCCAAAUCGCAGCUCUUGCGCCGCACGCUCUGGGAGUGGAAUGUGGGUUGGAUGGGACUGGCUCUUGCUCUGGCAGGCGCCUGGAUGUCUACACAAGGAUUGAAGACUCUGCUCGGAAAGCCACGUCCGGAUCUGCUGGCACGAUGUGACCCAGAUGUCAGCACAAUCGCCCAGCAUGUGGUCGGCGGCCUCGGUGAGCGCCCUGAGGGGGCCCCGGUUCUGGUGGACUGGGGGAUCUGCCGGGAUCAAUCCUACAACCUGCGCGUUGAUGGGUUCGCCAGCUUUCCUAGUGGCCAUUCAUCCUGUGAUGACCUGACGAACAAUUGCUCAUUCAAUACCUCGCUAGUUUCUUUCGCCGGACUUGGCUAUCUGACACUAUGGCUAGUUGCGAAACUCUCUGUCGGAUUUCCCUACUUGCCUCAAUUCCCAGUCGAGGGACAAGAUCAUAGCGAUGACCGAUGUUCAGUCCGCACGCGUGGUGCCGCACCCCCUGUGCUGCUGAUGAUCCUCGCUUUCGUACCCACUGCUACGGCAUUUUUCAUCUCAGCAUCCCGCUGGUUCAACUACCGGCACCAUGGGUUUGAUGUUAUAUCUGGAUCUCUCAUUGGAAUCGUCUUUGCCUAUAUCGGUUUCCGAAUGUACUACAUUCCCAUCCGCCGUGGAGCAGGUUGGGCAUGGGGCCCUCGAAGUCACCGCAGGGCAUUCAUCCGAGGAAUUGGAUUCCCAAGCUCUCUCGGGACGGACAGCUGGUCGUAUAACCGCACCACUCAGCCCACCCAAGCUACCAAUGCUACUGGCCACAGUGAGCCCGAACCCGAUGUUGAAAACAUCCCGGUGAGAGACCAGACCGAACAAGUGGCU
Messenger RNA from Penicillium canariense, 1155 nucleotides. RefSeq names its product phosphatase PAP2 family protein. Gene Ontology annotation, molecular function: phosphatidate phosphatase activity. The annotation marks the transcript as partial. Gene Ontology annotation, biological process: phospholipid metabolic process. The record is from RefSeq and is a predicted model, not a curated record. Lineage: Eukaryota; Fungi; Ascomycota; Eurotiomycetes; Eurotiales; Aspergillaceae. The transcript has 3 exons.